UAAAGAUGGCGCCGAUUCUUGACGCUGAGGACAGCUCAGUUUUUUGCGCCGUUUUAUGGUAUAUCCGCCAUUAAUCACGACCUGAGAGCUCCGGUUUGGGGGUCAUGAGGAGCUGGUCCCCGUGAAGUGUUCCCGGAUGCCUCGCGUGAACCGGACGGCCGUUUUAACGCUGCUGAUUGUCAGCAGCUCCGUGUUUCUGCUGUUCCAGUUAUAUUACUACCGGAAGUACGCCAGUCAGUCUGGCCCUUUCAUCCUUAGCCGGACGGGCCACCUCACCGCCAACGACCUACAAUGGCAAGCGGUGAAGAAGUUCCUCGGGUUGGCGCAGCACUUCGGGCUGCCGCUGUUCCUCGCCGACACCGCCGCCCUGAGGCUGCUCUCCCACGAUGCUUUGCGGCAGCGUGAUCGGCUGGUGCGCGAGCCGCACUGCAGCUUCCUGUGCACCGGCAGGCCGAUCACGUCCUUCGCUCUGCACGCCAACCUGUGGAAGUACGAGCCCGGCUUCCUAUUGGCUGCAGAGCAGAAAGGCUUCGAGCUGCUGGAGCUGCGAGGAGAAGACCCGCGAUUGGCCAGUCUGGACAACCUAUCAGGAGAGGAGAUCCCUCUCCACUUCUUGUUCCGCCUCUACGGCCACGUCAUACAGGUGGUGUUCCUGUAUGAGCGCAGUGGGAACUACCUGUGGCACGGAGCGCUUCGCUUCAAAUCCAACGCGGACCGAAGCUUCGCUCCCUUCAAGCUGCUGGACUACGGACGCCAUGCUGGAUCCUACGACAGGCCGGAGCUGGUUCUAACGGUCCUGGACAGCCUCGACGUUCGGAUCCCGCGCAACGUGACCCGCUUCCUGUCCGAGCAGCGACGGGCUCGGUUCUUGGAGUGCCGUUACCGUGACGCCCGCAACUUCCUGCAGCUCUACCCCGAGGACUCGUCUCCGGAGGCCGUGGACUUUCGGAGGCAAGUGAAGUCGUUGCUUCAUUCGGCCGCGCGGAUCCUCGCCGGCCUCGACGUCCCCUUCUGGCUGAGCAGCGGCACCUGCCUGGGCUGGUUCAGGCAGUGCAGCGUGAUCUCGUACAGCCGGGACGUCGACAUCGGCAUCUUCGUCCAGGACUUCCGCUCUGACAUCAUCGUGGCGUUUAAGGACGCCGGGCUGUCACUCAAACACAAAUUUGGAAAGGUGGAGGACAGUCUGGAACUUUCCUUUGUGAGCGACGACGUCAAACUGGACGUUUUCUUUUUCUAUGAGGAUGGAGACGUCGUCUGGAACGGGGGAACGCAGGCGAGGAGCGGCCGCAAGUUCAAGUACGUCUUCCCUCGCUUCUCACUGUGCUGGGCGGAGCUUCUGGAGCUGAAGGUGCGCGUCCCCUGCGAGACGCUCGACUACGUGACGGCGAACUACGGCGCCGCGUGGAGCGUCCCGGUGAGGAGUUGGGACUGGAAGUCGUCGCCCAGCAACGUGCAGGAAAAUGGGGUGUGGCCUCCGGCUGAGUGGGAGGAGCUUAUCCAAGUUUACUGAGAGGAAACGUAACGGAAAAUAAACUCAACACUGAAACUAUAAAUAAAAACGAGGUGGAAAAUAACAGAAGACUUUAUUAUGAACUCAAAGUAUGAAUCUAAAAAUAAUAAUAAAAAGCUUCAAUUCUAUUUCUAGAUUAAAUAAUAGCAAAUAUUUACAGAUUUCCUUUGUAAAGGAUGAAUGAACUUUUAUCAAUUAUUUGUAUGUCAUGAAUUACAACCAUUGUGGAAUAUAAUCCAGCUUCAAUGUCCAUGUAAAACCAUAAACUCGGUGAUGUAUCCACGUCCUUUAAAAAGUAAAAAUAAACAACAUUUUAAUUUAGUUUUCAAAGUCGGCCACUAAAAUCAUUCAUGUAAUGUAGAAUCAUUUAACAUAAGUUAUCACAGCUCACUUAUUAUAGAUAUCAGUUUAAAUACAAGUGUUAUUUGGACGGAUUAAAAUGAACGCAUGAAUAGAAGGCAUUAAAAAACAACUGUCAUUAAAUAAAACAAAUUUAUCUUGAAACAGUUUAUUUCUUAAACCUGCUUUUCACCGAACAAAUAUAUAUUAGUGCUGUGAAAAAUAACGCGUUAACUCAGUUAAUUCAAUUAAAGGUUUAACUAGUUUUUUUUUUUUUACGCAUUUAACGCAUGCGCAGAAUGAGCUUCCAAUCCGUCUGUUGUUGGUCGUCGGGACGAAAAAAAAGUCACUUGCAAAAUGAGCUUCCAAUCCACCACUUCAAUCUGAACUCUGUCCGCUCUCAUGCAGACGGUCUGUUCAUCGGUAAUGAUCCUUCCGCAGGUUCACCUACGGAAACCUUGUUACGACUUUUACUUCCUGUAGAUCAGGGUCUCAACACGUCGAUCGCGACCUGCCAGUCGAUCGCGGCGUAGUGUCGGUAGAUCAAUGACAUUAAAGAGAUUGGCCCGCCCCCCUGACAUGUUCUCUAUAGCACGUCUUUGUUCUUUUAUUAAACUAAACGUCUGUUGUUGAUCGUAUCUCCA
This is a messenger RNA of Pseudoliparis swirei, 2493 nucleotides long. It is a transcript of the gene fktn, whose product is annotated as fukutin. Gene Ontology annotation, cellular component: Golgi membrane. The record is from RefSeq and is a predicted model, not a curated record. Bases 137 to 1510 code for a protein of 457 amino acids. NCBI's taxonomy places the organism in Eukaryota, Metazoa, Chordata, Actinopteri, Perciformes, Liparidae. The transcript is spliced from 10 exons.